Messenger RNA from Malurus melanocephalus (red-backed fairy wren), 3990 nucleotides. It is a transcript of the gene CARNMT1, whose product is annotated as carnosine N-methyltransferase 1. The record is from RefSeq and is a predicted model, not a curated record. The transcript has 8 exons. Bases 45 to 1382 code for a protein of 445 amino acids. Lineage: Eukaryota; Metazoa; Chordata; Aves; Passeriformes; Maluridae. Gene Ontology annotation, molecular function: S-adenosylmethionine-dependent methyltransferase activity.
GCGUGCGCGCGGGCCGUGCGGCGGGGGCAGGGUGGGCRCGGGGGAUGUCGGCCACGUGCGCCGUGUCCCCGAAAGCGCCGCUGCCGAGGCCGCGUUCCCAGGGCGAGGAGGAGCCGCCCGCCAAGGUGAUGCGCAGGGGGCUGCGGCCAGGCCGCGAGGAGGAGCGGGAGCCGCUGCCGUGGCCGGGAGAGAGUGCGAGCGGCAUGGGCGCGGAGGCCGAGGCGGAGCAGGCUGUGCCGCUGAGCGACGAGCGGCGGAGGCGACAGGCUCUGGAGCCCAGGGCGCUGACGAUGGCGUCAACCAGGGCGGCGGAGGAAGAGGAGCGCCUGGAGCGGGAGCAUUUUCGGAGGAUCAUCAACGCUUUCCGAUAUUACGGAACGAAUAUGCAUGAACGAGUGAACAGAACAGAGAGGCAGUUUAAGUCUCUCCCAGCUAACCAGCAGAGUCUUCUUCCUGAAUUUCUUCCUCACCUUGACAAGAUUCGGAAGUGCAUUGAUCAUAAUCAAGAAAUACUACAAACCAUUGUCAAUGACUGUGUUCAUAUGUUUGAAAAUAAAGAAUAUGGAGAAGAUGGAAGAGGGAAGAUUACACCAGCUUCCACAUUUGACAUGGAUAAGUUAAAGUCCACGUUGAAACAAUUUGUGAGAGACUGGAGCAAAGAGGGCAAGUCUGAGAGAGAUUCCUGCUACCAGCCAAUUAUUAGUGAAAUUGUAAAGAACUUUCCAAAAGAAAGAUGGGAUUUCUCCAAAGUUAAUAUCCUGGUACCUGGUGCUGGGCUAGGUAGAUUGGCGUGGGAAAUAGCUAUGCUCGGUUAUGCUUGCCAAGGAAAUGAAUGGAGCCUCUUUAUGCUCUUUUCUUCUAACUUUGUACUCAACAGAUGCUCUGAAAUUAACUCAUGUAAGCUUUAUCCCUGGAUUCAUCAAUUUAGCAAUAACAGAAGAUCCGCUGAUCAGAUACGACCAAUUUAUUUCCCAGAUGUUGAUCCUCACAGUCUUCCUUCUGGUUCAAACUUCUCUAUGACAGCAGGGGAUUUUCAAGAAAUUUAUUCUGAGUGCAAUACGUGGGACUGUGUAGCAACUUGCUUUUUCAUAGAUACAGCACAUAAUGUUAUUGAUUAUAUUGAUACUAUAUGGAAAAUACUGAAGCCUGGAGGAAUAUGGAUAAAUGUAGGCCCUCUCCUUUACCAUUUUGAAAACCUGGGAAAUGAACUUUCUAUAGAAUUAAGCUAUGAGGAUAUAAAAAACGUUAUCCUGCAAUAUGGAUUUCAUAUAGAGGUGGAGAAAGAAUCUGUACUGUCAACUUACACUGUGAAUGAACUCUCCAUGAUGAAAUACUACUAUGAAUGYGUGUUGUUCGUGGUAAGAAAACCAGAACAGCAGUGAUCUGAAUAGGUUAUUGAGAACCUAGUGUUGGCUUGAAAGCUAGAAAAGAGAAGAAAAUGAUCUGGUUAUGUAUGGACACAACCUCAAAUCAGUGGUGCCUUCCUGUUCCUAAGAGGAUAUAGAUAGCGUCUAUUUUCUUAAUAUCUCUAUUGCUAUUCAGACAUACUAUGUCAGGCAUAUUCAUUAUAUACUUGUGAAAGAUGAAGUGUUCACAUACACUGUCUUUGUGCUUUGGAAUGCGUUAAUAAUAUAAGCAAAAGUGUUUUCUUGAGAUCAAAAUGUAAGGUUUGCCAUAACUAAGCUAGUUCUCUGCUAAUGAUGCCUCAUUUUUCAUAGAUUUAUAGUGCUUUUUUUACUACUUUCUCAUAUUAGGAAUGCAUGGAGGUGCUUACUGUACUAGCUGUGUCACUUUUAGAGAAGUAUUUGUAAAUGUAUACUUAAAUUAUGAAGUCUGAAAUGGUUGGGGAGUGGUAAAAUUAUACUUGACAGAUAAAAUAGGAACUGUUAGAGCAUUUUCUGUGGAACUGAAGUGAAGUAGGUUAUUAUACAAAAUCUUUGUACCACUAUUAAAAGUUCAGUUAAAAGCAGAACUUAUAGGCAAAAUACUAUGUGGAAGCAGAAUACUGAAUGAAAAAAGAAAGCAGAAUGUCACAGAAAAGCAGUAUGUUAAGCUCAGUUCAGGAAAACACCAGCCUUGAUGGAUUUUGGUGUUGGAACUGAAAUGUGUUAGAUGCUUUGCCUUCUUGCAAUACACUGAUUUUGGAUCAUCUUCUUACUGCUUAAGCCAAAAAUUUUAAAGUUGAUAAACAUAGCUGAGUUAUCUACGCCAUGUGUAGGUAGUACAUCAUAAAAAUAUCUGUCAGAGCAGUGAAGCUUCAUGUAAAUUUGUGCUAUAACCUAAUCACCUCCACCUGAGCCAGGAUAUGCAGACCAAAUGGUAGACGAUUUCCUUGUAACUUCAGACAUUUUACCCUUGUGACUUCUUAGUUCCUCAYACUAAUGUGGCUUUUUUUCCUAACAGCUGGGGCUUAGGUGAAUAUUUAAUCUAGAAGUCGUGAUACUGUGUAAGAGGCUAAAUCUCAUGUCACUUUGAAGUUAUGUACAUGAGAAAAGCCUUAAUUAACAAGGAUCCCUAGUCUGAAAGGAGGUGUCAUGUUAGGCAUUUUGUUUUCUUAAUAUAUUGAUUACCUUAAGUGCAAUUUUGAUGCAUUUUCAAACAUACAUUUAAAACCAUUAUGAUGAGGGCCGAAAAUCUUUUUCKUAUUUGACUAUGAGGGCACUGGUCAGUAACUUGUUUAAUUCUGAUUAUUUUUUGGCCCAUUUUUCAUGGGGAUAUCCUAAUCACAUCUCUUUAAUAGAUCUGUUACUGGCUUCUCGAUUUUUCCAAUCAAGGCCAGAAAUUUGUGCCUUUAUUCCUAAAUUGAAAAUCUCCAAGGAGGGAAAAUAAACUUUUUUUAGUAUAUUUUUAACACUGCUAGAGAGCACAUUCCUGCAUAUUUCAGUAUUGUGUCCCUUUCUGCUCAGCAGAGCAGAUUGAAAAGAGAGGUGCACAGAAGUUUUUAAGUACACCUUGGCUUAAACUUGUUUUCUUUAACCAGUUGACUCUAAAUUAGUAAAAGUGUGUGAACUGUUGAAGUUCUAYCCUGUUCCAAGGGAGAUGUUUAAAGAUAAAACACUGCUAUUCAACAAACUAAAAAUCCUUGCACACCUAAAAAUAAAAAGCCAUGUGCUUUAAUUUCUGUAUUGUAUAAUUUACUUUUUGAGGAAAUUUGUGAUUCCUUGCUUUCAAUCUGCUUUUCUUCCCUUAGAAUAUGAUUAAUAAUUGACUUGAUUUUCAAGCUUCUUGAAAUGAGAGAGGUUAGAUGAAUGUCAAACUGAUGCUCAGUAGUGAGAGUAUCUGUCUCAUAUUAAUCAAUUGCUGCCCCUUACAGAGUCUGUAACUUGAAAUGUGGUGUUCUGUUCUUCAAAAAUAAGCAUUGGAACUUAUUUCUGGUUGAGUGUCAAUACCCUGUGUUCUGGUGGUUCUUUUUGCURCUCCAUGUUGUCGCAGGUGCCAUUUAUUGUACGUUCUCUGAACAUGUUUUUACAUAUGGUUUUAGAUGGUGAUAUGCUUUCAUUUCUGAUCUAGAAAAGCUGUUUUUUUCCCACAGCAUUCUGCUUUUCAAUUGCAACAGUCACAUUAGGAGUUGGAAGCAAAAUAAGCUUGUGAAUGAGUUGUUUGUAGUGUUUUACUUGCAGUCCUAUUUAUGAGUUUUUAGAAUUCUCCACUUGUACUGUAAUGCACAAGGAUAAUUGUGUAUUAUWGAAUUUGAUUAUUGUUUUAUUUAGUUUUAUAUGUAGGGGAAAUGCUCAAGGUGUUUGUCAGCUAAAACUGUUUAUUUUGGAUCUAACAGGUGUAAAAUAAAAUGCUGCAUAAUCUUCAUUGUAAAACUUCUUUAUAUGGAGUUCGAUAAAUGUAAAAUGUCCUGUAUUUUUUUUAAUAUGUUCUGAAAUUGGUUCUGAAGGGGAUAAGAGUGGGAAGUUUCACGUCUGUGCGUGCACUUCCCGCAGUUUUCGAUGUGUGUAAUGGAUUGAUUUUUUGGAUAUUAAAGCUUGCUGUAUGGCUUGA